AUGGAAAUGGAUAGGACAUACAUUGUGGAGAUCACCAAACUGUAUCAGGAAGUAAGCGCUAACUUGGAAUCAUGUAGGAAAAGGGAAAAGCGGAAUGCCGAAUAACACACUACAUCAGGAACUGAAACAGACAUGAAAAGGAUGAAUAGGAAGUAAAUCAUGUCUGUAGAUUUUGAUUUUAUUCAACAGUUCAUGUUCAUGAAAUGAUUAAGUACUUACAUGAAACAGAAAGCUCUAUUUACAGAUCGAUCAAUAUCGACUUACCAUUUUUGCUAGUUUUACAGCUGGAGGUUGACCAGAGAAAUCAUCAAAGGAGAUGAUUUUUCGAUUUCAUAAUAAGGUACGAAAAGAUGUACUGAAAGGUGUUUUAUCGGAUCAACCUAAAGCGAAAAAGAUGCCUAAACUUAAAUGGAAUGAACUUUUAGCUGAAAAAGCUAAAGAUCAUGUUAAAAAAUGUAUAUUGGAUAGUGGAAAUCUUGGAGAUUUAUACGUUGGUAAAUUUGAUUCUGUUGGACAAACUGUAGCAGAACAUACUACAAUACAAAAUAUACUGGAUACUUGGUUGGAAGAAAAAAAUGAUUAUAAUUUCGAGAAGAAUACAUGUGAAGAAGAAUGUGGAAAUUAUAAACAAAUAGUAUGGGCAAACACUACAGACAUUGGCUGUGCUUCAAACAAAUGUGGUAACAGGUAUAUGGUUGUAUGUAAUUACGCUCCAGGGGCUGAUGAUGAAAGGCCAUAUGAAAAGGAUUCAUAAGAUAGUAAACGAAGUGCUAAGUAUGAGUAAAUAGAAUCUUUCAUGAUUUCAAAUAACUUAUUUUGAAUAAAAAAAGAAAACCAUAUUCGAGAGAGAAGUUAUAUAUACCUAUAGUGGUUUUAU
Messenger RNA from Schistosoma guineensis, 877 nucleotides. The record is from the annotation of a GenBank genome assembly. Lineage: Eukaryota; Metazoa; Platyhelminthes; Trematoda; Strigeidida; Schistosomatidae.